AUGGCACUCAAUGGCAAGGCUGAUGAAUCGGAAACUUAUUCAGCUUUAGGAUUGGUUGAUUCAGGGAAAGGAAUAAGUUGUUCCGGAACUCCCCACGUUGUAUCAAUUGUUUCAUCUGUUCUUGAGAGAGCGAUUCAGAAGAAUGAGAACCUACUGAAGGCAUCGAACAAGAAGGAUGUUGUUACCAUAUUUCACGGUUCAAGAGUUCCCAGCUUAAGCGUCAGACAAUAUAUGGAACGCAUCUUUAAGUACUCAAACUGCACCCCUUCUUGCUUUGUUAUUGCAUACAUAUACAUCGAUCAAUUCCUUCAAAAACUCAAUGCUUACCUUACAAGCCUCAACGUGCAUCGCCUUCUGAUUACCAGUAUCAUGGUUGCUGCAAAAUUUUACGAUGAUGAGUAA
Messenger RNA from Pistacia vera, 402 nucleotides. RefSeq names its product cyclin-P3-1-like. Gene Ontology annotation, molecular function: protein kinase binding. The coding region runs from base 1 to 402 and encodes 133 amino acids. The transcript has a single exon. NCBI's taxonomy places the organism in Eukaryota, Viridiplantae, Streptophyta, Magnoliopsida, Sapindales, Anacardiaceae. Gene Ontology annotation, biological process: regulation of cyclin-dependent protein serine/threonine kinase activity. The record is from RefSeq and is a predicted model, not a curated record.